CGGGUUAUACGAACAUAUCAACUCACAGGUUCUUCCAGGUGUUUAGAAUUCCACCGCACUGCCUUGCUCAUUUCCCACAUCCUGCCCUGCCCUUUUCUGUCCUCUCUCAUCUUGUUCUGUUGGUUAGUGGUGCCACGUCCUCACCGGGUGUCGUCCCGCCCACAAAUAAGAACACGAUUUGUCUGUUGUAACGUUACUUGUGCUCGCAUAUCUAGACUGUCUUAACUAUUGUUCUGCUGCGGUUUUCAACCCUUGUCCCCUCGUCCACGCUGUCCCUCUGUCUGUCCCCUAAAACCCUUUUCUGUCCGGCUGCAUUUUCAAUAAACAUCACAAUAAUACAGGUCACGUAAAAAAAAAAAAAUAAAAAAAAAAAAGUAAAAUGGCGAUGUUCUCCCAAAAACUGGGGAACACACUUUUCUACCUAAAACGACAUCGGUUAUGACAUUUUGGUCUUCAUUUACGGUCGCUUCCAUCUUGGUCAUUCUUGGGUGCUUCUUUGAUUGGCUACAUUUUAUUUCGAAUCGGGAGAAGUCCGCGUUCCCCACAUGAAGAGUUUUGGUCGUAAUUAUAGAACACGCUGAUUAUUUACGAUUGUCGGCCCCGACCUGUUUCAUGACCCUAAAAUCGAGACGACUCCACUCUUGAGACACAUCAGACCUAAGGUCAAUGUUAUAGGACCAUCUUAUAAGACUUAAUAUUGUCUGGCGUUUGACGUGCAAGGUCGGGUACGGGCAGAAACGGCAUAAAAACACGACGAUUGUCGUCAUGUGUGUACCGGGGCCUGAGCCGAUAGUUCCCCCCCCCCCCCCCUCACUGCCCGAAAGGUGACUCAGCGAAUGGCUCGAGUUCAACGUCACUGGCUAUUUUACUGUACAUGGCGGCUGUUCGCCAUCUGACGCCAUCUUUUCUCACACUACCUAGCGCCAUACAUACUCCGUUUGUGCCACACAUAGUGUCAGGCGCCUCAACUUGUCCGACUUCCAACACGUUGGCAUUUCUCUCCUUCAUAAUCGCCACGAUGAGCCGAGAUUCGCCUUCUAAUUGUCGUCUUCUACUUCGACUCCAAACUGCGCUGACGUCCGAUCCAAAGCGAUGCAACGCUGCCAUCUGUUGCCGUCUAUUUACCAUUACAAACUUUACUUUUACAGACAAGCUGGGCGAGAACCUCUUCCACGUCUACCCAUGAAAAAUGUUUUGAUGAAUAUAUCCGUAGAUGGCAGUGAACGCUUGAAUUGCAGUUGGCCAACAGAAACGACCCUGGCAGUGAAGGACUUCGAUGUAACAUGGCCGUUGUAGCGUGUGACGUGUCACGGUGGUCACGUGGAGCAUGUAAUGUCAAGUUGUCAGGACGUGACCUAAGUUGUCAGGCGGCGUUUCCUCUUGGUGUGUUUUUCCAGUGGGCUGUUUUGUUCUGCACGUUUCCUUUCUUCCUUCCUUCCUUUGUGCCGGAGAGAGCAGAAGAAAAAAAGCGUUUGCGGGUCACUCGACGCUGCCGUCGGCCGGCCAGGCCCGUUUGGAUUUGGAGCCAAUGGGGACCGGCGGCGUCACACGUUGGACUCUGUUUUCCGUUUCUUCUCACGAGACAAAUCGCUCGUCUUUUUUUCACUUCCUUAAAGCUACUUUGCGUUCGACACUCAGCUCACAUUCUCAAAGCCUGCGUUUUAUUAUCACAAUAUUCCUACAAGAAACAUGAUAACACGAGGCCGAAGCGGAACGUCGUGGUCGCGGCAUGUCGGCGGCGCAGACCCAGAAGGAGGGCGGCAGCGGCGAAGGCGGCGGCGGCGGCGGCGGCGGCGGCGGCUGGGCCCGUCUGGAGUCUCUGGGUCUGAGUCAGAAGGAGCUGGUCCUGGCCGAGGCCCUGCAGAUGGAGUACGACGCCCUCUCCAGGCUCAAGCAGGACAAAAAGACCGGGCCGGGGGCGCCGGUCCGAUCCGACCCGUCUCUCCACCGGGCCGCGGGCUCCCGCUCCGGACCGCCCCCCUCCGCUGGGGUGCCCCCUCCCCAGGGGGGACAUCUUUACAUCCUGGACAGUCCCGAGCUGACCAAGCUCAGCCCCGCAGACUCUGAGCUUCUUCCCAAAGUUUUCCAAACCUUUCCUGAGGACAGCCCACCCGCCGUGCCUCCGCGGAACCCCAUCCCGCCGCUUCCGUCUUCAUCGUCGGCGUCCGAGAAUCCGUUCUUGGCGGUCAGAGGGCCCGCGGUGACCCACGACGUCAAUCUGUACACGCCCGACGCAGACCCGCCCAAAGUCACCUCGGCCGAGCUCAACUUCGACAUCGUCGACGACUCGCCGGCCCGACCGAACGGCAGCCGGCGCGACCGGUCCGAGAAGCCCGUGGCGCGGGGCGACACCCUGCCCCCUCGAGUCCCGCCCAGGACGUACUUGCCCGUCGCCAACAGCAACAAGAACCGGCGCCGGGCGUCGGCAGAUCCGGUGUCGGCGGGCUCCCGGACGAACGGCUUCGGCUACGAACUCUUCCAGGUGUGUGAGGAGCGCGACGAGGAGGUGGCGGCCUUCUGCCACAUGCUGGACGUGUUGCGUUCGGCGUACCCGCACAGCGACCGCUGCAAGAACGCCGGCUUGGUGUGGUCCCGGUCGGCGGGCCGGGAGGAGCUCCGUCGGGGCCUCGGCGUCGGCGUCAAGGUGACGGUCGUCGGCGCUCGCUCGGGCGAGUCGCUCGCCUUCACCUGCGACGGCUCGUCCACCGUGGACCUGCUCAUCUACCAGACGCUGUGCUACGCUCAGGAGGACCUGGACCACCUGGACGUGGACGAAUACCUGCUGAAGGUCUGCGGCCACGACGAGUACCUCCAAAACUGUCAGACUUUGGCAGGUUCGGAGUUUGUGCAACAAUGUUUGAAGUUCGACAGGGACGUUCGACUGAUCCUCACCGAGAGAUCUUCCAUCAGCGCGGAGCUGGCGCGCACGAAGGACGACGACGAGCUGGCGUCCACGUUGAACCACGGCAUCCUGCUGCAGGAGCGGCCAAUCAAACAGACGGUCACCAGGGAGGCUCUGACGCUGCUGCUGGACACGUUCCACAACGAGGCCGAGUCCUUCCUGCUGUCCGAGGCGGAGCUGCCGCUGCGCGUGGAGCGGAUGGUCCAAUCGGUGAAGGCGCUGUGCAGCUCUCUGGCGGCCGUGGAGACUCCGGACGUGACGUCGGCGCUGGGCCGGCUGCCCGCUUGCCCGUGCCGCCUGCAGCCCAAAGUCCUCAAGGACGCGUCGCUGCUGUCCGUCCGGGAGAACCGAGAGAAGGUGGUGGAGAGGCUGACGGCGGCCAUCUUGGACCUGGUGGAGUUGUACUGCAGCACGUUCAACGCCAACUUCCACACGGCGCCGCACAACCGCGCCGGCGCCGCGCCCGUCCAGGAGGCGGGCCGCGCCACCGGCGUGCUCUCCUUCAACAUCUACGCCGCGCACCGCGUGCCCGUCACCUGGGCCACCAGUUACGAAGGCUUCUUCCUGUCGUGCUCGCUGACUCACGGAGGGGCGGAGCUCUGCGCGCCGCAGCACACCAGCAAACAGGCGGUCAGCAAGUACCUUUUUCACCUGGUGGUGUGGGACCAGAGGGUGACGUUUCCGGUGCAGAUCAACGAGCUUCCCCGAGAGACGCAGCUGACGGUGACGCUGUACGCCAGCUCUCUGCCGCCCCCCGGCGGCGUGGAGGAGAAGGGCAAGCAGCGGCGCAGCGCGGAGGCGCUGGCCUGGGUCACCAUGCCGCUCUUCAACUUCAGACACGUGCUGACGUGCGGCAGGAAGCUGCUGGGCCUGUGGCCUUCGACCCCGGGUCGGAAUGCCAACGCCCGCUCCGGCUCACCCAACUUCAGCCAGCCGGACAGCGUCAUCCUGCAGGUGGACUUCCCGUCGUGGGCCUUCGAGGUUGGCUUCAGCACGCCGCCCGCCGCUGACUUUUGUCCUCAGUACGACUUUUCGCGGUUGGACGCCGUCAGCCAGAUCACGCUGCGGGACGUCCUGCACAAGAAGGCCUUCUUCUGGCUGACGGCGGAGGACAAGCGUCUGGUGUGGGAGAAGAAGGCGUUCUGCCAGGCGGAGAGCGGCGCGCUUCCUCUGGUGCUGGCCAGCGCCCCCUGCUGGCAGUGGGCCUGCCUGCCGGACAUCUACGCCCUGCUGGGGCAGUGGGCCUGCCCCGGCCGCCUGGACGCACUGGGACUGCUGCACGCCAGGUUCCCGGAUCAGGAGCUGAGGAGGACGGCGGUCCAGUGGAUGGACUCCAUGUCCGAGUCGGAGCUGCUGGACUUCCUGCCUCAGCUGGUGCAGGCGGUGAAGUCCGAGUGCUACCUGGACAGUCCGCUGGUGCGCUUCCUGCUGCGCCGCGCCAUCGGCGACCUGAGCGUGGCGCACUACCUCUUCUGGCUGCUGAAGGACAACCUGCAGGACAGCCAGUUCUGCGCUCGCUAUCAGCACCUGCUGGCCGCCCUGCUGUGCUGCGCCGGCCGCGGCCUCCGAGAGCAGCUGGACCGCCAGUGCUGGCUGGUGUCCGUCCUGGCCGGGGUGGCCCGGAGCGUCCGAGACGCCGCGCCGUCCGCCAGACAGAACGCGCUGAGAGAAGGUCUGGAGGAGAUGAAGCGGUUCUUCUCCGUCAACGGCAGCUGCAGACUUCCUCUCGACCCGGCGCUGCUGGUCCGAGGGAUCGACGUCCAGUCGUGCUCGUUCUUCAACUCCAACGCCGUCCCGCUCAAGUUGUCCUUCCAGAACGUCGACCCCUUGGGCGACAACGUCAACAUCAUCUUCAAGUCGGGAGAGGAUCUGCGUCAGGACAUGCUGACGCUGCAGGUGAUCCGCAUCAUGAACAAGAUCUGGAUCCAGGAGGGUCUGGACAUGCGGAUGGUGAUCUUCAAGUGCUUCUCCACGGGCCGAGGCCGCGGCAUGGUGGAGAUGAUCCCGCAGGCCGACACGCUGAGGAAGAUCCAGGUGGAGCACGGCGUGACGGGUUCCUUCAAAGACCGACCGCUGGCCGACUGGCUGCAGAAGCACAACGCUGCCGACGAGCAGUACGACAAGGCGGUGGAGAACUUCAUCUACUCGUGCGCGGGCUGCUGCGUGGCCACGUACGUGUUGGGCAUCUGCGACCGGCACAACGACAACAUCAUGCUGAAGACCAGCGGGCACAUGUUCCACAUCGACUUCGGCAAGUUCCUGGGGCACGCGCAGAUGUUCGGCAACAUCAAGCGGGACCGGGCCCCCUUCGUGUUCACGUCCGACAUGGCGUACGUCAUCAACGGCGGCGACAAGCCGUCCAGCCGCUUCCACGACUUCGUGGACCUUUGCUGCGAGGCCUACAACCUCAUCAGGAAGCACACGCACCUUUUCCUCAACCUGCUCGGCCUGAUGUUGUCGUGCGGAAUUCCCGAACUGUCCGACAUCGACGAUCUGAAGUACGUCUACGACGCGCUCAGACCUCACGAGUCCGAGGCCGACGCCACCAUGUACUUCACCAGGUUGAUCGAGUCGAGCCUGGGCAGCGUGGCGACCAAGCUGAACUUCUUCAUCCACAACCUGGCACAGAUGAAGUUCGCCAGCGCCGACGACGUCCCGUCGCUGUCGUUCGCUCCCCGCGUCCGCUCGGCCAAGAGCGACGGCGCCAUCCGGAGUCUCUACGUCUGCGCGCGUGCCGCCGCCGCCGCCGCCGCCGGCGGGAAAGCUCACACGUACGUGGUGAAGGUGGAGCGUGACGGCCAGCGGGAGGUGCAGUUGGUGCAGAGGACCUUUGAGGAGUUUCAGGAACUUCACAGCAAACUCAGACUCGUGUUUCCCUCCAGCAAGUUACCCAGCUUCCCCAGCCGCUUGGCGAUCGGCCGUUCUCGCGGCGACGCGGCGGCGGAGCGGCGGCGCGACGAGCUUAACGGUUACGUGUGGCACCUCCUGCACGCCGCGCCGGAGGUGGCGCAGUGCGAUCUGGUCUACACCUUCUUCCACCCUUUGCCCAGAGACCAGCGGCCCGGAGCGAGCGGCAGCAAAGCAGAGCCGUCGUGGCCGGCGUCUUCCGGAAAAGCGUCGGGCGAGGUCAAGCUGUCCAUCUGCUACCGGAACGACAAACUCUUCAUCAUGGUCAUGCACAUCCGAGGACUGCAGGCCCUCCAGGACGGGACCGACCCGGACCCGUACGUGAAACUCUACCUCCUGCCGGACCCGCACAAGACCAGCAAGAGGAAGACCAAAGCGGCGCGGCGCACCCGCAACCCGACGUACAACGAGAUGCUGGUGUACGAGCGCAUCCCCCGCGGCGACCUCCAGCAGCGCGUGGUCCACGUGCGCGUGCUGGGCGACGGCGCCUUCUGGGACAGCACCCUGCUGGGAGAGGCCUUCGUCCCCCUCGGGAGGCUGGUCCCGGGACACCACUGGGUGGACUGGCACCCGCUGGGGGGCGCCGCUGACGCCCGCUGACUGACGCCCGCCGCGCUAACUUUUAGUCUAAACGAGUAAACGAGAGCACAUACGGAAAGCCCUUUCAGCGUUCCAUCCGUAUCUUACCAGUGCGCCCGAUUGUCCGUGUACGAGUAGUACGUGCUCGGUCCUCACGAACACGACACUUCAGCGCUCUCGUCAUACAAGUGUGUGUUUUUUUGUUUUUUUUUCUUCCCCAUUGCUGAAUGACAUUUCUGCGCACCGGUGGAAAUGCCUCGGGUGAAAUAGCGGAAGAACGACGGCGCCCUCGUAGUACAAGGAAGGCACACUAGUAGAAUGACUAGGAUGCACUACUAACAUGUCCCCCCACUAUUGCCUUCCACCACUGUAUGACAUUUCCGGGCGCGAGUGGGACGUCCGGCUGUAUAACGACGACGUGUUAUUAGUGAGGCAAAACUGUGCGCUAGCUGACAUCUGCACCCUGCUAGCUAGUUCUAUGAGCGAAGUGCCGGAUGUUAACAAGUACAAUGUUGGAAUGUCACAACACGCAGUUAGCAACGAGUGCGCAGAUUUGCCCCAUUGGUAAUGUUCUACUAGUGCGCUGAAUUGUCUUGCUCGUGAGGACAAAGAGACACGAGCAAAUGAGCGCACUAGUAGAAUAUGGCAAAAAGGCUGAAUGUACAGUUGGCUGAGUUUUAUUGUGAAAGGCUCAAGUGAAGCGCUUCCUCUUUUGAUUUUUGCCAUUCACAGAUGCAUUGUGGGAUAAGCGUGGGGGUGUCGUCACGGCAACGGGACCGGCGUCACGCGACCGAACUGGAUUCCGUGUGAUUUUCUACUUUUUGUAAACAUAAACUGAACUUUUGAAAGCUGCAAAGAAGAAAACCGGAAGUGAUGUCACAGAAUGUAACCGCGUAACGUGUACAUCGUUUUGCUCCGAAUCACUUGUCACGAGGUCAUCUGCAUCCAACGAGCAUUUUACGACCGCGCAGCUUUCACUUUGUUUUGUAUGAUUUGCACUCCCAAAUAAACUUGAAGACUCAA
Molecule: messenger RNA, 7411 nt
Organism: Phycodurus eques (leafy seadragon)
Lineage: Eukaryota; Metazoa; Chordata; Actinopteri; Syngnathiformes; Syngnathidae
Gene: pik3c2b
Product: phosphatidylinositol-4-phosphate 3-kinase, catalytic subunit type 2 beta
Exons: 33
Coding region: 1730-6409 (1559 amino acids)
Biological process (GO): phosphatidylinositol-3-phosphate biosynthetic process; cell migration; phosphatidylinositol-mediated signaling
Cellular component (GO): plasma membrane; cytoplasm; phosphatidylinositol 3-kinase complex
Molecular function (GO): 1-phosphatidylinositol-3-kinase activity; 1-phosphatidylinositol-4-phosphate 3-kinase activity; phosphatidylinositol binding
Source: RefSeq, a predicted model, not a curated record